AUGGCAGCCAAUGAGAUCAGCUUGGAUGAUGUCCUGCGAAGCCCGCUCAAAGAUGAGAAUUGCGAUGCUAUUUUUGAUGGAUUCCCCACAUUGAUGCGCUGGUACAUUGAUACUCGUGAAUGGGAGGCUAAUGGCCUAGAUCUUCCUAUGUUGCACGCCCUUCGCCCCGCCGAACAACAGGCUGUGACCAAGUUUCACCAUGCAGCGGACAAGCGCAUGUCUUUGGCAUCCCAUUUGCUAAAAUACUUAUUCAUUCACCAUACUUGUGGUGUCCCCUGGAAGGACAUUGUGUUCAGCCGUACUGCUGCCCCGCAGAAUCGUCCCUAUUAUGCGUCUGGCUCAGCUACCCAGGUCGAGUUCAACGUCAGCCACCAAGCAUCACUGACCAUUCUGGCUGGUACUCUUGCUCCCAAUGAUGAGAUGCUACAAAAAAACACAGCUAAGGCUAUUUCAUUUAUCCCUCCGCGACUGGGUAUCGAUGUCACAUGCGUUAAUGAACGCCGCAAACCCAUGACAACCAUCGGAGACUUUAUUGAGUUCGUAUCUAUUUUCUCUGAAGUGUUCUCACCCGGCGAAUUGGCGAUCAUGAAGAAUCCUAUUUCAACUCUUCAUCAGGCUCGAGAGCUUGGUUUUGCCAAAAGCUUUCCCUCAGACGAUGAUGGAACCGUCAUUGAAUAUGGACUUCGUCUGUUCUACUCUUACUGGGCUCUCAAAGAAGCCUAUCUCAAAAUGACCGGCGAUGCCCUCCUAGCCCCCUGGGUGCGCACCCUUGAAUUCUCAAAUGUGAUUCCACCAGAUCCAGUCGAUCCCUUACAAGCUUCUAAGCCUUACGGCGUCUCUCGCGAUAAAAAACAUAUUCCCCAAUCAACCAAAAAUUGGGGUGUGCCGUAUACAAGAGUUAAAAUCUCUCGAGCAGGUCGACCGCUAGAUGAUGUCCGCAUUCAACUUCAAUCUUUCGAGUCUGACUAUAUCAUCGCUACUGCGGGUAGUGGGGCCUCGGUGGGUGUCAUUCCCCAAAACUGCCAAAAGGACCAACCACACUGCCCCCAAGGCGAAAUUAGGCUCAUCUUGCCUGAUGGACAGACGGAAGAAAGGCGUAUUCCCUUAUGCACCAGGAAACUGAUUGGGGAUAUGAAUCCUUGGCGCAUACCUUUUGCCAUUACAGAUCCUUGGCUUCCCAUGCAGGAGGUUGACAUCGAGCUUGAUAUCCGAGCCUGCGCUGAAGGCCGCUGUGUACACCCGACCAACAACAGAAGCGUUCUGUCAGCUGUGCAGGUGCACGGUUAG
This is a messenger RNA of Penicillium macrosclerotiorum, 1287 nucleotides long. RefSeq names its product 4'-phosphopantetheinyl transferase family protein. Bases 1 to 1287 code for a protein of 428 amino acids. NCBI's taxonomy places the organism in Eukaryota, Fungi, Ascomycota, Eurotiomycetes, Eurotiales, Aspergillaceae. The transcript has a single exon. The record is from RefSeq and is a predicted model, not a curated record. Gene Ontology annotation, molecular function: magnesium ion binding; holo-[acyl-carrier-protein] synthase activity. Gene Ontology annotation, cellular component: cytosol.